This is a messenger RNA of Hymenoscyphus albidus, 2900 nucleotides long. Lineage: Eukaryota; Fungi; Ascomycota; Leotiomycetes; Helotiales; Helotiaceae. The record is from the annotation of a GenBank genome assembly.
AUGUGUAGUAUGGACCUGAGUUAUCAGCCCCCAAGCCUUGGAAAGGGGGGAAGGUACUCGCGUACACAUACCUCGCAUGGCGGGGAGUCCAGAAAGUCCGAAUCGCAGCCUCGCAGGUGCCUUUUUGAGAGCCUCAAAAUUGUCGUAAGAAAGAUGCUUAGAUGCCCGCUCUGUUGACGGUGCGAUAGUUCGGUACCUGGCAGAGGGAGGAAGUAUAUCCACAUCCAACCACCACACCCCUCCAAACAAGCGUGCAAGGCAGGUACCAACCCUAUCCCGAUGUCGUCCUCCCUCUGUGCCCUCCCGAGGUCCUGGGCAUGGGCAGUCGCCCAAAAACGAAGUCAAAAUCCAACCAUCUGCAUGGGUUGUCAACGAAGCACAGACCGAAAAUGAAAAUGCACUAGUGGUGGGGGAGCUCUGAGCUUCGUUCAUUGGUCGGACGGAGACCUAGUUCAACAUCUGCUCUUCCCCGGUUCUUUCCUCUUCACUGAAUUCAGUCAAGUGUCAGACUGGAAACUUCCUCAUGAGGCAUGGUUCCUCAACUUCCUUUAAUUCGGCCGGGCAACUCCUUUCUCCAUAAACUUCUGUCCGCUAGCGUUGGUGUGGAAAGUGCUUGACUGUUGACGUACUUGAAUCUGGUCGCUCCCUUUGUCAAUAUCAAAUUACCCUCCUACUCGUACCUUGUAGCAUUCUCGCCUCGACGUCAAUCAGACAAACACUAGUUCCCCAGAAUAGUUCGCCAAGUCGAAUUUAUGGGUAGAGGCCGUUAGAGGGUAUUUCCAAGGCUUUUAAGGUUUGCCAUUUGGGUUCUUAUCUAGGAAGAAAAAUCCGACAAAAUUAGGGUAAGCGGGGAAAUGAUUCUCCCUCUACAAAACCCUCAAUUGCCCUUCUUGCAAGCUUACGAAUGAGUACAGUACAGAAAUCUGACAGUUAAUUAAAAAAAAAACGGAACUCCGAAUAUCCUCCUACCGACCUUGCACGGGAUUUUGCCCAGCAAUAAGACCCCGAAAUUCAACAUGACGUCCUACUUUACUCAACCCUUAGCUCGAGGGGGGGAUUUGAUUAGAAGCACUCUAGGAUGUGUUUCUUGGGGUCCUGCGUUGUCAAUUUCGAAAACUGCUGUCUCUUCGCUCUUGUCUCGGAUUGAACAUGGGACACUCACCAUUGAAGACCAAACUACCGGCCAGAAACAAUCCUUUGGCCAGAAAAUCGCAAGGGAGCAUUUGAAAACGACGAAUGGUGUUAAUGGGACCUCGAGGAAGAGUACUGGAGUGGGAUUGGUGGAAUUGGUUGUGAAGAAGGAGACUUUUUGGGUGAGGUUGGCUCUGUUUGCGGAUAUGGGGUUUGCAGAAGCGUAUAUGUUGGGAGAAGUAGAAUGUUCGGAUCUCACUGGGUUUUUCCAGGUAAAUAUUCUCUCCUCCCAAAAAUCCAAAUAUUCGGUAGAUUAACAAGCAAAGCUCUUUAUCCUCAACCGUAAACAACUAGCAAAUGCGACAACCCUCACUUCCUCAAUCGCAGAAACCAUCACCGGUCUCGCAAGAAGCACAAAUACCCUUUCCAACUCCCUCCUCAACGUCUCCGCCCACUACGAUAUCAGCAAUGAAAUGUUUGCUGCCUUCCUCUCUGACGAUAUGACAUAUUCCUGUCCCAUCUGGCAACCCCAAAUUAGCGCUACCACCGUCGAAGAAACUUUGGAAGCUGCACAAAUGACAAAACUCCACCGUUUCAUCGACGGCGCGAAGAUCAAGCCUUCUGACCACGUUCUCGAAAUUGGCACAGGGUGGGGUUCUUUCGCCAUUGAAGCAGUCCGCACAACCGGAUGUCGUGUUACCUCUCUUACUCUGUCCAUUGAACAGAAAGCACUGGCCGAGAAACGGAUUUUUGCCGCGGGGUUCUCUGAUAAAAUCGAAGUUUUACUUAUGGACUACCGCGCCCUCCCCAUUCCAAAGGUUCUCUAUGAUAAAAUCAUCUCCAUCGAAAUGCUAGAAGCUGUCGGGCGGGAAUAUCUAGAAACCUACUUUGGGUGUAUACACCGACUCCUGAAGUCCGACGGUAUCGCGGUCUUUCAAUGUAUCACCAUGCCAGAGGGAAGAUACGAAGCCUAUGCUAAAGGCGGGGACUUUAUCAGAAAGUAUAUCUUUCCUGGAGGCCAUUUGCCUAGUAUCACUCAAUUGAUUGAUAAUAUUACCAAGGGGAGUGAGGGGACGUUGAUUGCGGAGAAGAUUGAGAAUAUUGGAGGGCAUUAUGCGAAGACUUUACGUCUGUGGAGUGAAGCGUUUGGGAAGAACUUUGAGAGUAGGAUCAAGGGGGGUUUGAUGAAGGAGCAUCCCGAGAUGGGAGAAAGGGAGUGUGAGGUUUUUAGGAGGAAAUGGGAGGUGAGUUUUUGACCGUCUUCUUUUUCCCUCGGUCCCUUUUUUACCUUGCCUUGGGGCUCGACUUCCCUCUGUUUCGGUGCAGGAAGUGAGAUGUCGUGAAGCGGAAGUUGUCUUGCGUCACUUAAGUUCGAGCAUUUACUGACAAACUGGUGCGAAUAGUACUAUUUCUCCUACUGCGAAGCCGGGUUCGUCACGAAGACGCUUGGCGAUGUGAUCAUUACGGUUGGGAGGGAGGGAUGUAUGGAAUUGAUGGAUGGGAUUCCACGAUGAACCUUUUCUUUAUAUCAGGCUGGUUUAAGUUUGAUGAUGGCGUUUCUCUUUUUUUUCUCUCGCGAUUCAGCGGCGGCGUUUUUUGGGAAGGAUCUUGGGUGAGAUGGUUAAUGUUUUUGUUUUGUUUUGUUUCCUGGUUUGUUGGAGGGGGGAAGGGGGGAAGGGAUUUGGUUUGUUCAUUUAGAGAAGGAAAGGAAGGGUAUAGGUAGGUAUGAUUUAGAUUAGAGAUGAGAAUAGAGGGGUUUGAUUUAGAUA